Molecule: messenger RNA, 1127 nt
Organism: Coccinella septempunctata (seven-spotted ladybird)
Lineage: Eukaryota; Metazoa; Arthropoda; Insecta; Coleoptera; Coccinellidae
Exons: 2
Coding region: 234-605 (123 amino acids)
Source: RefSeq, a predicted model, not a curated record
UACAGCCUUUGAAAAAAAAUAUGUAAGAGCUUGUGACGUAGAAUGCCUUUACUAGAGUCUAGUAAUUUUUGUGAAUUCGACAACAUCGGAACUGAUCAAGAGGAUAUAGAACUUGAAACAUAAAUGCAUUUAUGUAUUUAUGUUCCAAGAUACAGAAUUAUAUCUUCCUGAAACCGAUGACAGUUUCUGACAUUGUUUUAAACGUUCUUGUCAGAUCGUUAUAACUUGUGGAAAUGGAGUCGAAUUUUUCAAAAGCAAGUAGUGAAAAUUUACCACCGGUAAACUAUGUAAUGAUUCACGAAUUUUUUUCUCGUAAUACUAAUUAUUUGAGUGUUGAGAUGAAAGGAAUGAAAAAUAUGAAAGCCGCUAGAUCAGGCUAUGGUGAUGAUGCUGUGGGUUAUGUGCAGUUGAAGAGGGAGAACUCUAUUUGUUUAAUUAAGGGCCGUAUAGUUCCCGAGCACAAAGUACGGAGCAAACCAUAUUUUGUUGAAGCUACUAUCGACGAAAGUACUGAUGAAAUAAAAAAUUGUGUCUGUGAAAGUUGUGUAGCCUCUCAAGGUAUGUUUCAGCACCUAAAGUAUCAUUUUGGAGCAAAGGUCAACUGAUUUUCAAAUUUUUAGGUGGAUGCAAGCAUGCUAUUGCAUUUUUAUAUUGGUUGCUUCGUCGAACUGACGAAAAGAGUCCCACAUCUGUGGAGUGUUAUUGGAAAAAGCCAAAACUUGCAAAUGUUGGCACGAGUUUGAAACACAUCAAAGCAUCUGAUUUGAAACCAAUUUAUGAAACACAACAGCAUAAUCCGCCAACAAACUUUUUAGAGAAAAUUGUUGACAAAUGUCGCGACGAAAAAAAAUCUUGUCAAUUAAUGAACUAUUUUGAGAUUCCCUAUAUUAAGAAAUUGACUAUGCAUCACUUGGCGAUAUCAUUCAAGAAUAAAACCCAAAAUGUAGAGACAUUUUUAGAGCAUUGUCAAGGAUUUUUAACUACAGAAGUGUGUCAAAAAAUAUCCUUUUUAACUAGAGAUCAGUCAAAUAAUCCGAUGUGGUAUGAAAUGAAAUAUGGGAGGAUUACCGCAUCGAAAAUUUAUGAGGCAUCAGUUUGCAACACCCCACUAGGAGUUCUGACCGAAA